CAAGAUGGAUACAGCUAAACUUGUAGUACUACCACUGAUAUGGUCAAUUUUGGCAGUGGCGGGUCAAAAUAUCUUCAGUGAAGAUAGUGUGAUGGAAAGAUGUCCUCUUACAAAUACUGAGAAUCUAGAGUAUUUCAUAAACUCUACUGCCAAAAAAAUUAUCCUUUCUCAUUUAAAUCUGAUGGAGGCCCAGAUGAAUAAAUACAGGAUAGAGUUGAGCGAUCUAAAAACCCAAAUCACCGAGAAUAUAAAAAAUUUGCCUAAUGAUGAUCCAACAGAAGCUGCAAAAAUAGGUGUUCGGCUCAUAAACGGAAGUUCUUUAGGCCAAGGAAGAGUUGAAGUUUACAUGAAUGGAACAUGGGGGACAGUAUGUGGUGACAAUUGGGACUAUAAAGAUGCCAAUGUGAUCUGUAGACAAAUCUUUGGAAUUGAUGGAAAUGGACUGGCCGUUGCAAGUGGUGUAUUUGGGGAGGGAAGUGGUCCGAUUCUUUUACAGGGAGUACAGUGUUCCGGUAAUGAAAACAAUAUACUUGACUGCGCGCAUUCAGCAGCACAUAAAUGCAGCCAUGCACAAGAUGUUGGUGUCAUAUGUUUUCUUCCAAAUCGCAAUAUAAGAUUUUCUAAUGGAAAAUCUCCUAGCGAAGGUGUAGUUGAGAUUCUGAUAAACGGAAAAUGGGGAGCUAUCAGUGAUGAACAGUGGAAUGCAAAUGAUGCACAUGUAGCGUGUAGGUCUCUUGGAUAUUCUGGGGGUAUCCCGACUGCUUCGAUCGUAUUUGGAGAGGGAAAUUCACAUAACUGGUUGGACGGAAUUAAUUGCACAGGGCAUGAAGUUUCUCUGUUGCAAUGCUCAAAAUCAGUCAUAGGAGCAAACAGUCACAUUUCUGGCCGGAAUGCCGGUGUCAUUUGUUAUCCUUCUAAAGGUGCUAUAAUCAGGAUUGUUAACGGGAGCUCUGCACACGAAGGUCGGAUAGAAGUUUUGAUAAAUGGUCAAUGGAGAGGUGUUUGCGACAGAUAUUGGGACAGAAGGGAAGCUGAUGUGACUUGUAAAGUUUUGGAAUAUUCAGGAGGCCUUCCAGCUUAUUCGUCCGCAUUUGGAGGGGGUGAUAAAGAUGUGUGGUUGGAUGGCCUCAAUUGUAAUGGAAAAGAAAGCUCCUUGUUAGAGUGUUCUCAAUUUGUAGCAGGAUCUAGAAGCUGCGGCUAUAGUAAUAGGGCCGGAGUCGUAUGUUACCAUGCAAGAAAUAAUUCAGUUAGAAUUGUGAAUGGAAGCUCUCCACAUGAAGGCAGAGUUGAAGUUCUACUAAAUGACCAAUGGCGAAUGUUAUGUGACAGAAAUUGGGAUAAAAAUGAUGCUACUGUGACUUGUAAAAGUCUAGGAUAUUCAAGGGGUCUCCCGGCUUUCUCUUCAUUGUUUGGAGAAGGAAACAAACAGACUUGGUGGUUGGACAGAAUUUAUUGUAAUGGAUAUGAAAAAUCCUUGGUGGAGUGUCAACAAUCCGUGACUAGCUCCAAAACUUGUAAUUUCGAUAGAAACGCCGGAGUUGUUUGUCUCAGCACGGGAUUUGGUUGGUUUAUAGAAUAUUUAUUUUCUCCAUAA
Molecule: messenger RNA, 1594 nt
Organism: Saccostrea cuccullata (small rock oyster)
Lineage: Eukaryota; Metazoa; Mollusca; Bivalvia; Ostreida; Ostreidae
Product: deleted in malignant brain tumors 1 protein-like
Exons: 9
Coding region: 5-1594 (529 amino acids)
Cellular component (GO): membrane
Source: RefSeq, a predicted model, not a curated record